This is a messenger RNA of Aspergillus wentii DTO 134E9, 1732 nucleotides long. RefSeq names its product bifunctional fumarylacetoacetate hydrolase/alpha/beta hydrolase family protein. The transcript is spliced from 2 exons. Gene Ontology annotation, molecular function: acetylpyruvate hydrolase activity. The coding region runs from base 1 to 1692 and encodes 563 amino acids. Lineage: Eukaryota; Fungi; Ascomycota; Eurotiomycetes; Eurotiales; Aspergillaceae. The record is from RefSeq and is a predicted model, not a curated record.
AUGGCCUUCAACUUCUGCGCCUUCUACACCAACCGCCCUCGCAUUGGCCAUCUCCAAGAUGGCUCCAUCCAGCCUCUCGCCUUCUCCUCGGGCACGCCUCUCGACAAUCUCUACCAGGUCAUCCAGGCCAAAGACAGCAUCAUCCCUUCUGGCGAUGCUAUUCCCCUCUCCUCCGUCACGCUGCUCCCUCCCAUCUCCGGCCGAGACAUCCUGGCAGUAGGCAAGAACUAUACCGAACAUGCUGCUGAAUUCAACCGGUCUGGCUACGACAGUUCAGACAAGGUCGAUCUGCCUUCUCAUCCGGUCAUCUUCACCAAGAGAGCUACGUCGAUCGUGUCUCAUGGCCAUCCGAUUGCUUUUGAUGCCUCGUUUACCCAGACCCUCGACUAUGAGGGUGAACUGGGUGUGAUUAUCGGCAAGGCUGGACGGGGCAUUAAAGACGAUGCCAUGGAUUAUGUCUGGGGAUAUACCAUCAUCAACGAUGUGACUGCUCGUGAGAGACAGCGAGAUCACAAACAGUUCUACAUUGGCAAGUCGGGCGAUACAUACUGCCCGAUGGGCCCCGUGGCGGUUCCUGCAUCUCAACUGCCAGACAUUCUCACAAUCCAGACCUUUGUCAAUGGCGAAGAGAGACAAAAAGCCACCACCGACCAGCUCAUCUUUUCCAUUCCCACCUUGAUCCAGACUCUUUCUGGGGGCAUCACUCUGCAGCCGGGCGAUGUCAUUGCCACUGGAACGCCCGCCGGUGUUGGCUUUGGACAAUCUCCCCCCGUCUUUCUGCAAGCUGGAGAUGAAGUCAAAGUGAGCAUCACCGGUCUAGGAUCGCUGCUCAACCCCGUCAUCGCCAGUGACGCCUCCAUUGCCUCUGUCCCAUCCGAUCUCACUCUCCCUCUAUCCAACGCUCGAUCCGGCUGUCUCACCUCCAUCAACAACAAGUCGCUCUACUAUAAGCAGACCGGACAAGGCUCGCCCAUCGUCUUCAUCCACGGCCUGGGCGGAUCGAUGGAGUACUUUUCGCCUCUCAUCGCUUCUCUGCAGCUGGAUCAGUCGCAUCAGCUGCAUCUGGCGGAUCUGGAGGGCCAUGGUCUCUCGCCAACAUCGCCUCUAUCGACUGUCACUAUUGAGUCGCUGGCGGUCGAUGUCAAAGGUGUCUAUGAUCAUGCGGGCCUGUCCAAAGCCACCCUGGUGGCCCAUUCCAUGGGAUGCAUCGUCGCUUUGCAGUUCGCUCUGCUCUAUCCGGAUCUCAUUGAAAAGCUCGUCCUGAUCGGUCCUCCUCCCAAUCCCCUGCCAGACGCUGCCAUCAACGCCUUUCACAGUCGAGCUGGUUUAGUCCGAGAGCAAGGCAUGACGCCGGUGGUGGAUGCAGUGGUAGGAGCAGGGACAUCUGCUGCCACCAAGUCGAGCAAUCCUCUUGCAGUUACAGCUGUUCGAUUGUCGCUGUUGGGCACGCAUCCAGAAGGAUAUGCCAAAGCAUGCACUGCACUGGCGGGAUGUCAGCAACUGCCUGUGGAGGAGAUCAGCUGUAAGACGUUGAUCAUCACCGGAGAAGAAGACAAAGUGAGUCCAGCGACAGUGUGUGCCUCCUAUGCAGAGAAACUGCACACCGAGACGGUCAUUCUCAAAGAUGUAGGCCACUGGCAUGUAUUCGAGGACGUUUCGGGCGUAUCUGAAGCCAUUCGGGCUUUUCUGUAAUUUAGAGAAAUUAUCGCCGACGCCCGAGAUCCACUCGGCG